GGCACGGCGGGGCGGGGCAGGGCGGGCGGAACCACCGAAGCUCAGCACAGGGGGCGGUGUACCGGCUACCGGCUGGACGAAGAGCGCAGGCCGGGUGCAGGGGGCCUCCGCGCGGUAUCCUGACCUGGGAGGCAGUCGCGUAAGGCGUGGGGACGCGGGGGACUCGAGCGCGCAUUGGCGACAGGCAGGCGGGCGAGCCCACGGCACCGCGCCCCCCGUGUCCCCGCCCCCGCUCUGCGGAGAAUGGGCACCUCGGGCCGCGGGGCGCAGCCGGAGAAUAAACCCCAAUGAUCACGGGCUGAGUCCGCGCCACCACCAUGUCCGUGGCCUUCGCGUCGGCGCGGCCGAGAGGCAAAGGGGAGGUCACUCAGCAGACCAUCCAGAAGAUGCUGGAUGAGAACCACCACCUGAUCCAGUGCAUCCUGGACUACCAGAGCAAGGGCAAGACCGCCGAGUGCACGCAGUACCAGCAGAUCCUGCACCGGAACCUGGUCUACCUAGCCACCAUAGCAGACUCCAAUCAGAACAUGCAGUCCCUGCUUCCCGCGCCUCCAACACAGAACAUGAACCUCGGGCCCGGAGCACUGAGUCAGAGUGGUUCCAGCCAGGGCCUGCACCCCCAGGGCAGCCUCAGCGAUACCGUCAGCACAGGCCUGCCCCCCGCCUCCCUCAUGCAGGGCCAGAUCGGUAACGGUCCAAACCACGUGUCCAUGCAGCAGACGGCUCAGAGCACACUGCCCACAACCUCCAUGAGCUUGUCAGGCAGUGGCCAUGGUACUGGCCCUGGGUACAGCCACUCGGGGCCUACCUCGCAGAGUGUCCCCAUGCAAGGCCAAGGUGCCAUCAGCAACUAUGUGUCUCGGACCAACAUCAACAUGCAGUCUAACCCAGUCUCCAUGAUGCACCAGCAGGCAGCCACGUCCCACUACAACUCAGCACAGGGUGGAAGCCAGCAUUACCAGGGCCAGGCACCCAUUGCCAUGAUGGGCCAGGGUGGCCAAGGAGGCAGCAUGAUGGGGCAGCGGCCCAUGGCGCCCUACAGACCCUCCCAGCAAGGCUCUUCCCAGCAGUACCUGGGCCAAGAGGAGUACUACAGCGAACAGUACAGCCACAGCCAGGGCUCCGCAGAGCCCAUGAGUCAACAGUACUACCCGGAUGGCCACGGUGACUACGCCUAUCAGCAGUCGUCCUACACAGAGCAGAGCUACGACCGCUCCUUUGAGGAUCCCACACAGCACUACUACGAGGGGGGAAACUCCCAGUACAGUCAGCAGCAGGCUGGGUACCAGCAGGGCACAGCACAGCAGCAGACCUACUCCCAGCAACAGUAUCCCAACCAGCAGAGCUACCCGGGGCAGCAGCAGGGCUACGGUCCUGCCCAGGGAGCCCCCUCACAGUACUCAAGCUACCAGCAAGGACAAGGUCAGCAGUAUGGAAGCUACAGAACAUCGCAGACGGGACCUUCUGCCCAGCAGCAGCGGCCUUACGGCUAUGAACAGGGCCAGUAUGGAAAUUACCAGCAAUAAAGAACAAGCAUUGUCUUUGGACCCUUCAUAGUAGUAUGUUCUGGACAAGCCGGUGGCAGUUCUGAUGAGUAGCGACAUGUUGGUCACCCUCUCUGCCCAGUGCCGUGUCUGCAUGAGAGGCAGGCUGGUUUCAUGCUGGGCGUGAUGCUGUGUGCACCACUGACUGCGAUAUGGCGUGACAUGUCUGGUGCUGUGUAAAGUAUUGUAUAUCGGUACGAUGGGGAGGUUGUCCUGUUUGUGUCCCCUGCCCGCUCCCUGAUGUUCUUAGCUAGCUUGGGGGGGGGUUACCGUGUCAUCACAUGUUCUGUGCCUGGUGAUGAGACAAUGUCUAAGAGACAUCAUGGUCCAUGCUGCUGUGAACAGACUCAGUCUGCCCCCUCUCAUACCAUUGUUGCAAAGUGGACUGUAAAUGUUUCUUCAACUGGCGGCUCAUAGCUUGACAUACAUACACCGCUAGGUGACCAUUUCUUCUGUGCCUAAGUAGGGCUUGAGGACACCUUCUGUGUCUUGGGUCAUGUCACUAUAACAAGGAAGAUGUGCUUUGUGUGCAAGGACCAUGAGCUGUCCUUUCCAGAACUUACCAAUUGCCUGUGUCUCUCCAGUUUCCAUGAUCCCAAAGGAUGUCUUUGUAUUAGCGAGUAAAGAAGGAUCGAUGACUAUUCCAAAUGACAGUCGGUGAGAGUGUGGGCAUCGUGAGGGGAGCUUUCACUAAGGAGGGCGCUGUCUGAAGAGCAAUUCUUGCUGUCUCCGAGCUGCUUGUGUGUAGUAUGGCUUUGGCCCUUGGCGUCAUCUCUAGGAUUUGAGUGUGCCCAAACCUAAGUUUAUAGAGAAUUUAAAGUACUCAUGUUUAAUUUUACAAGCAGUUGGCAAGUGUUUAUAUUACUUCUUCAGGACCUCUGAGUUCAGAUUGCCAAGCAGAUGUUCCUUUGCGUUUAGGGAAGUCUGAAAUCCACACUGCAUUUUUAAUGAAUCCAAAUAACUUUAUUACGUUCUUUCAAAUGAAAAGGACAAGUUUUAUACAGUGAGAAUUGGGUGAUUUUUUUUUUUUUUACAUUCCUAGGAUGUUUAAUCUCGUUUUAAUUCUGUGCAAACAUGAGAGACAGCCUUUUUGAAAAGGUUCUAUCAAAGGAAAACACCGCAUAUAAUGCAGCAGGCAUAUUUUUCAGCAUUUAUUUAGAUAAUAACAAUGUUACUAUGAGAAGAAAAGAACAACCUUGAAGAUGAGUGCUCAGAACAACCAAGAACAUACAAAACCAUCCCCAAGGAUGCAGGGCUUGGUACAUCAGACCUGUCCACCAGGAUGCUUUUGCUUUAUUUGUGUCUUAUAUGUAGCCCAGACUGGCCUCAAACUCACUACAUAGCUGAGGCUGAACUUAAUGAUCCCCCAGCCUCCACUCCCGGGUACUGAGACCACGGGCAUGCACCACCACAUCUGUUUUCAGCUGAUAGUUUUUAAAAUAUAAAACUUACCUGUAGCUCAGUAGUAAGGCACCUUUGUGGAGUUUGCUUGAAUUAAUCUUGACAGUCUUGCUGGAACUUACAGUGCAAGCUCCAUUUACUUACAGGAGAAUCAAGGGCCGGAUCAAAGGACUUGUCUGUGUCGGCUGCCGUCUUACUCUAGGACAUUCUCCCUCUCCUUGGGACCAUUAUCAACAACCAUGGGCAUAUGUGUCUCAUAGGCACAGGGUUUAGGAAACACACAGGCAAGGGCUGACUACAUGACGGCUUUAACUUUACAGAAACAAGUUUCUGAUCGCUACAUGGCAGAAGUAUUAGCAACUUGAUUUUAGGGACUCAUCAUCUCUUUAGCUCCUUCCCUUUCUGGCAAUUUUUAUAAAACUAGCCUACAAGCUCACUUGGGGGCUAAAUAUCCCAUUGAAAAUGUCGAAACAUUUUAAGUAACUGUGAAAUGGUUUUUAUUCCUUGCCAAUCUGGGAAUAUGCCUUUUAUGUAUGCAUACAUGUGCAAGUGUGUACGUGUGUGUGUGUGUGUGUGUGUGUAUGUAUGUGUGUGUAUGUGUGUAUAUAUAUGUGUGUAUGUUAAAGUGCUGUAUUAGUGUGUAUGUGUGUGUGUAUAUGUAAAGUGCUGUGUUAGUGUGUGUUAAUACUUUUUGAAAGAAAAGAACACUUAAAAUAUGUAUCACCCCAAAAGUUCAAUUUGAAAUGUCUUACAUUAAGAAUUUCUUGAAUGUUGUGUAUAUAUUUUUAAAAGCACUUUGUGAAAUAGUUUGUACAUUUAUUUCCUAAUUUAUACCUGAUUUUGGUGUUAAUAUAUUUAAUGAUUAAUAUUGUUUAUUUAAUGUUUUAUUGAUUUUUAUGUAAUUUUGUGGGGGAAAGUGAUGCCAGUCUUUUUCAUUGCCUGUAUUAUAGCUUUUCUUCUGUAACAUGAAUGUUUGAAAAGUCCUAGGCUGAAAUGAACCCUUCGUGCAGGUGUGGUUGACUGUGUUUUGUUUUCAAUGGUUCCUCCUACUGAAGGCCAGAAAAGAUGCAAAGGGAGAUUUGGAAAUCGCUGCUCAUUCUUCCUCCUGUUUCCCAGCAUCCGUUCAAUACUUGGUGAACUUGACCACUGAGGACUGGGGUUUUCAGAUGUGCUGACCACUACGCGCUGCGCUUGUCAGGGGCUAUGGGUGGAUGGACAUCUCUGCAGACUUAGCAUAUAGCACAGUGGGAGAUGGGAGAUGUCCGCAGAGGCACUGGGCAGACACAGGCCUGGCCCAGAAAGGAGGUGUUUUCCUUUCCUGUUGUACCUGUUCUCAGACGUGGGCUUCAGUGACUGAGUGUCCGUUCAAACUUGUAAAAAGAGGAAGACUUUCCAUUUCCAUUAAAACACUUUUUUAGCCAUUA
Molecule: messenger RNA, 4369 nt
Organism: Mus musculus (house mouse)
Lineage: Eukaryota; Metazoa; Chordata; Mammalia; Rodentia; Muridae
Gene: Ss18l1
Product: SS18, nBAF chromatin remodeling complex subunit like 1
Exons: 11
Coding region: 318-1526 (402 amino acids)
Cellular component (GO): nucleus; cytosol; nucleoplasm
Source: RefSeq, marked validated